ACAACAUGCAGCAGGGAGCGGCUAAGAUCAUUGUUGCAUGUAGCAGGGUGUGAUUGUGUGUGUGUCACUGUGAGUGCCAGGGUCGGGCACUGCACAUGGGUGUGCACAACAAUGCCGUCACACAGGAUUUUCUGAGUAGGAGACAAGUAUCAGAGAGCGUGAGAAAAACACCGAGGGAUGGCGAUAUCUGCAGAGAAGCAUAUCUGAGAGAAAUUCACAGACAGAGACCUGAAGCUAAAGAAGAACAGUGGAAGAGAGAGAGCGUUGUGUUUCCUAAACAACUUAUAUGUUCCAGCUUGUUCAUUUGACUGUCUCGCAGGUCCAAUCUCUCAGCAUCUAGCAUCUGUCUCAGCAGCAGUGACUGUCUCUCAGGGUUUAACAUCUGUCUCAGGAGCAGUGACUGUCUCUCAGGGUCUCACAUCUGUCUCAGGAGCAGUGACUGUCUCUCAGGGUCUCACAUCUGUCUCAGGAGCAGUGACUGUCUCUCAGGGUCUCACAUCUGUCUCAGGAGCAGUGACUGUCUCUCAGGGUCCAACAUCUGUCUCAGGAGCAGUGACUGUCUCUCAGGGUCUCACAUCUGUCUCAGGAGCAGUGACUGUCUCUCAGGGUCUCACAUCUGUCUCAGGAGCAGUGACUGUCUCUCAGGGUCCAACAUCUGUCUCAGGAGCAGUGACUGUCUCUCAGGGUCCAACAUCUGUCUCAGGAGCAGUGACUGUCUCUCAGGGUCUCACAUCUGUCUCAGGAGCAGUGACUGUCUCUCAGGGUCUCACAUCUGUCUCAGGAGCAGUGACUGUCUCUCAGGGUCUCACAUCUGUCUCAGGAGCAGUGACUGUCUCUCAGGGUCUCACAUCUGUCUCAGGAGCAGUGACUGUCUCUCAGGGUCUCACAUCUGUCUCAGGAGCAGUGACUGUCUCUCAGGGUCUCACAUCUGUCUCAGGAGCAGUGACUGUCUCUCAGGGUAUCACAUCUGUCUCAGGAGCAGAGACUGUCUCUCAGGGUCCAACAUCUGUCUCAGGAGCAGAGACUGUCUCUCAGGGUCCAACAUCUGUCUCAGGAGCAGUGACUGUCUCUCAGGGUCUCACAUCUGUCUCAGGAGCAGUGACUGUCUCUCAGGGUCUCACAUCUGUCUCAGGAGCAGUGACUGUCUCUCAGGGUCUCACAUCUGUCUCAGGAGCAGUGACUGUCUCUCAGGGUCUCACAUCUGUCUCAGGAGCAGUGACUGUCUCUCAGGGUCUCACAUCUGUCUCAGGAGCAGUGACUGUCUCUCAGGGUCUCACAUCUGUCUCAGGAGCAGUGACUCUCUCUAUUCUAUAUUUGACAUCCAGGUUGUCACAUUUGCCUCUCAGCCUGUGCUUGGCUGCACUAUUUGUGUGUGUCUGUCAUUAUGGGUGGAAACAAUGUGAAGAAUGUGUCAGACACUCAAACAGAGUCACACAUGGACCCUCCCUCACCUGCUUUGUACAAGACACACUCUUCUCCUGUAUCUUCCCCCACAAGGGACACCUUUCAUACCCCUUUGGGAAGCCCUGAAUCAGGACUUACUCUAGGAGACCCAGGAAUUUAUCACAAGCAGUUGAGGAACGAUGGAGGAUGGCAUGCCCCAUUUGGCCGGGCCAUAACACGGAUCCAUAGGGCAUCCGAUUCUCUUGGUGAUAUGCACAUCCAGCUAGUGGCUCUACUAAGUCCAGGAGCCAACACAGAGAGUCCUCGGAUACUGGACUCUGCUAUGGGGUGGGGGGCCCGUCUGGGAGAAGUGAGAAGUGACCUGAAAGCUGGCCUGAGAGAGCUUGCAAACCUUAAAGCACAAUAUGUAGCAGUCAGCUCAGGUGAAGUUAAAAAAGCGGCAACUGAGUCCAGCCAUGGGGAGGAAAACAAGAGGGACAGUUCCAGUCAUAAUCAGGUAGAGAGAGAGCGACAGGAAUGGCAGAGAGAGCGAGAGCAUCUGAAAACAGAACUACAAAAGCGAGAUGACAUCAUACGAGUGUACUCUGAGCGUGUGAGAGAGCUGGAAUCCAGGAGACCUCUAGAGGAAGAGACACUGAAAGAGUUCAUUAAUCAACUGGAGGCAGAAAAAGAAAAAUAUAAAGAAACAAUUAAAGAGCUUCAGGGGGAAGUGAAGGAACUAGGCCUCCUGCAGGCAGAUCUCCGUACGGCUGUGUCGGUAGCUGAGAGAUUUCGGGCAGAGGCUCAGGAGAAACUGGAAGCUGUUGAGAAAGAGAACCGGAAACUGAAAGGAUCAGACCAAGUGGACUGGAGAACGUCUAGUACCCUGAAUGGCAACUCCCAGGGAUAUCACAGUCUGCCCCGCGGGGUUAUUCUCUCCUCACGGAGGGACAACAUUGUGAAGUCCAGUAGCCUGAUGAGUGUACCCCCAACACAAGGAUUCUCUCAGCAACCAGAUGUGGGAUCAGCACGGAGAGAGAGGAGAGGAAGCCUGGAAACAUUAUUAAAUGAACCCAAAGCCACUGAGAAUCUUACGGAGGAUUCAGGGUCAUUCUUUCGCCGUUACGGUGGCUCUAAGAGAGGAGUGUUUCUGCGAUGGGCUCAGGACAGAACCUGUGGUUACAAGCACGUGGUGAUCACUAACUUCAGCACCUCCUGGGCAGAUGGAAUGGCAUUAUGUGCCCUACUGCAUUCCUACCUGCCUGACAGCAUCCCUUAUGCCCAGCUCCGCCCACUGGAAAAGAGGAAGAAUCUGCAGUUGGCAUUCCAGGUCGCUGAGCUUGCAGGCAUCCCGCAACUUUUGACACCAGAUCAUAUGCUCCAGACACAAGGUCCAGAUUGGCAGAAAGUUCUCCUUUACGUGGAAUCCAUCUACCAGAAAUUUGAGGCAUGAACAGAUCCUGCUACUUGCUGAUGUCAUGGAGAUCCUGGCAGCUAGUUGACUGAACUUGUUAAGUUCUGAUUGACUGGCAGUUUAUAGAUUUUGAUCCUUCUGGGAUCUUGUGAUUAGCUGAACUUGUGCAGCUGCUGUGUUCCUCCCACAUAAGGGGUCUUAUCUUGAGACUGAAUUCAUCCUCUGAUGUUCCCUGCCACCUUUUAUUUAUUUAUGAACUAUAAGGGGUAGAAUCUGAUUACCUGUAUAAAUAACAAGGGCCCACACAGUAUUGGGCCUGGAAUCCUGGAGCAUUCCACAGUUUUUUUUACCUACCGCAGAUUUCAUGUUAACUUGUAAUAAAGCUUAUUUGAUACUUAGUGUUUUUGAAAAACCAA
Messenger RNA from Bombina bombina (fire-bellied toad), 3213 nucleotides. Its product is annotated as smoothelin-like protein 1. Bases 1385 to 2836 code for a protein of 483 amino acids. The record is from RefSeq and is a predicted model, not a curated record. Gene Ontology annotation, molecular function: protein binding. The transcript has 13 exons. Lineage: Eukaryota; Metazoa; Chordata; Amphibia; Anura; Bombinatoridae.